Molecule: messenger RNA, 2391 nt
Organism: Ilyonectria robusta
Lineage: Eukaryota; Fungi; Ascomycota; Sordariomycetes; Hypocreales; Nectriaceae
Product: fungal-specific transcription factor domain-containing protein
Exons: 8
Coding region: 1-2391 (796 amino acids)
Biological process (GO): regulation of DNA-templated transcription; DNA-templated transcription
Cellular component (GO): nucleus
Molecular function (GO): DNA binding; zinc ion binding; DNA-binding transcription factor activity, RNA polymerase II-specific
Source: RefSeq, a predicted model, not a curated record
AUGGAUCUUUCGAAUGCUGGCGACGAUGAUCGCGCUGUUGGCGAGGGCGACUUGGGCUCCUGUCAAGGCUGUCGGAAGCGCAAGCUGAAGUGUUCGAGAGGAGUCCCAGUGUGUUCCCAUUGCCAUCGACUAGGUUCAUCGUGCGUCUAUGACGGGAAGAAGAACAAGCCGGGACUAAAGCCUGGGGCCGUAGAGGGACUUAGCCGCCGCAUCGACGCGCUGGAGAAUGCGCAUCUCGAGAAACAGAGAGACGGGGAGCGUCUUGAGACUUCUCUCAACGUCCUGUCAAACCUGAGCAUGCAAUUAUGCAACCUCAUCAGCAAAACCGGGUCUCUGGCAUCCAUGGCAACCCCCGAACAACCAGUCGGUCAUACGAACACCCACACCGCAUCACCAGCGAGCUCGGUAUCAUGGCAGAACCACGAGGCGCCCAACUCCACCGGCCCGUCGACGAUGCGCCCGCGGAAGCGGAGACGUCUAGACAGCUGCGGGAAUCCACAGCUCGAAAUCCAACUCCCUCUUGAGGAUUUGACCGAUGCCGCUUCGAAUCUUCCUCCGCCAGAUUUGCUGGAGGAUGUCGUUGGCUCAUACUUUACCUACAUCCAGCCUUGGAUCCCUAUCCUGCACGAGACCUAUUUCAGAGCUCGGAUACACGAUACUGAGCAGAGACCGAAUCUCACUGUUGUUUUGCAUGCUAUAGUAGUUGCGGCGAUCCGAUUUGUACAACCGGAAGGUCAAAGUUUCAGUUCUCACGAUCUAGAAAGCUGGGCAAAGAAGUCAAGAAGUAUCGUCCUACUUACCGCUAUGAACGGGUUAUCGGUGGAGAACCUCCAGGCAUUGAUCAUUAUUGCAUACGACGAUAUUGGUCAUGGCAACGCUUCUAAAGCCUGGUCAAUUAUCGGCUCAUUGACUAGAACCGUGGAAUACCUUCAACUCAGCAUCGAAUGCGAAGAGCACGAUACGCAGCCACUUCUAAAACCUCUCCUGUCCUUGCUUCCAACUCGACAGUGGGUCGAAGAGGAAGAGAGGAGGCGAGUAUUUUGGAGCAUCUUCAACUUGGAUCGCUUUUGUUCAGUCACAACAGGUUGGAAUACCAGUCUUACGGCAGACGAUGUCCACCGAAGGCUCCCUGCUGACGGGGAUCUAUGGCACAAGGAAGAGGCUGUCACUACUCCAUACUUUGGAAUAUGGGAUCGAUCCGCUGCCAAGAUUGGAAACUCGAUUGCAUUUCUACCAACCGGCUAUUCUGGCUCUGAUCACACUACCCAGUCAGCAAUGCAACAUGGCUCGCCACAGUCUACAUCCCACACUGCCGGAGCACAACCGGACAUGUCGGGGGUAGGGGCGUUUGCUUACUGCAUCGAGGCAACCGAGUCGUUGAGUCGAGUGACGACAUUCUUCUUGCAGCAGAGAAUCAAUUUUCAUGAUCGGCAGGAGGUCAGUAGCUGGCUCACGCGAUUCAAAGAACUCGACCUCCGCCUGGUACAUUGGAAAAUGUUUCUCCCUCAAAGGUGGAAGGACUCCAAUAUCUCUCGCCAGCCGACGAUCAUUACCAUGGACCCGAACCUUACGCUCGCUCACGCAACACACAAUACGUCCAUGAUCCUACUACAUCAACGCAUCGCAUAUCCACCGGCCGAUUGGACGAAUAUCGUGGAACUUCCAAGCAUGUGCAGCGCUGAAAUUUGCUGUAAUGCUGCAAUGGAGAUACAGAAUAUCGCCGCAAAGUAUCUGAAAAACACACCCAGCAUAAGUCCCGUCGGAAACCAAUUCGCCUUUUGUGUAUUCGUCGCUGCAAGAGUGUUACUGGUUCAUAGGAGGUAUUACGGCUCCGACCUUCCUCGGGAACUCUGGCUACUCGUUGAAAGCUUGGAUGGGAUGGCGAAAAGAUGGCAAGGGUCAACUCAGCCCGCAAACGGCAAAGGACGAUCUCUGGCAGGCAUCUACGCGGACCAUCUGCGAGAACUGCACAGGAGAUGCGCCGCAGACCCGAACUUCAGUGUAGACGUGCUUGGUUAUUCGACCAUUAUUUCGAAUCAGAAUGCUGUACCGGCGCGUGGUGGAUUGACCCAGCAGAGCCAGCAGCGGCAAGAUGGAGAGGUUGAACAGCAGACACCACGAACGAGCUUCAAUAAAAGCAACACUCUUCUCGGUACGCAGUCACACCCUGCUAACGACGAGGCCACAGAAGCCAUUCCGCCAGACAGGGUAGCGCCAAUGGGGUACAGCACAAGCAAUGGAUCUCCAAACGAUGAGCUUUCCGCCAUAUCCUACAUGCUUCUCGACCAGAGUUUCAUGGACAUGGAUCGAGUUAUCAGCCUUGAUGAUAUGCUGUUCUCGAUUAAUACACCCCCAGCGGCUGGCUCAACAAUGCCUGUCGGUAUGCCAUAG